This is a messenger RNA of Vitis riparia (riverbank grape), 2038 nucleotides long. Its product is annotated as probable disease resistance protein At5g43730. The transcript has a single exon. The record is from RefSeq and is a predicted model, not a curated record. The coding region runs from base 53 to 2038 and encodes 661 amino acids. NCBI's taxonomy places the organism in Eukaryota, Viridiplantae, Streptophyta, Magnoliopsida, Vitales, Vitaceae. Gene Ontology annotation, molecular function: protein binding; ADP binding; ATP hydrolysis activity.
CAUCUCCCCUCUUUCCAGUCAACUCAUCUUUUUUCUGCCAUCCCCUCUAGCAAUGGAUUGUGUGAGCCCAAUCCUGGACGUCGCCACCCGCUUGUGGGAUUGCACCGCCAAGCGUGCAGUUUAUAUUCGUGAGCUUGAAGAAAAUCUCAAGUCUUUGAAGAGCUUAACGGAGGAACUGAGCAACUUAAGUAAGGAUGUGAUGGGAAGAGUUGAACGUGAGGAGGACCAACAGAGUAGGCGCACGCAUGAAGUGGAUGGUUGGCUCCGCGCUGUACAGGUCAUGGAAGCUGAAGUGGAAGAAAUAUUGCAAAAUGGGGAUCAAGAAAUCCAACAGAAAUGCCUCGGAACCUGUCCUAAGAAUUGCAGGUCAAGCUACAGGCUGGGGAAGAUUGUGAGUAGAAAGAUCGAUGCUGUGACUGAAUUAAAGGGCAAAGGGGGUUUUGAUGUUGUGGCUCAUAGCUUGCCUUGUGCUCCGGUGGAUGAGAGACCAAUGGGGAAGACUGUGGGCUUAGACUUGAUGUACGAGAAGGUUCGGAGAUGCCUGGAAGAUGAGCAAGUAAGAAGUAUUGGGUUGUAUGGAAUUGGGGGUGUUGGAAAAACCACCCUCUUGCAGAAACUCAAUAAUGAGUAUUUUGGUAAAAGAAACGAUUUUGAUGUUGUGAUAUGGAUAGUGGUGUCGAAACCAAUCAACAUGGGAAAUAUUCAAGACGUGAUCCUGAAUAAAUUACCGACCCCAGAUGACAAAUGGAAGAAUCGUAGCAAGGAAGAGAAGGCUGCAGAAAUAUGCAAGUUGUUGAAAUCCAAAAACUUUGUGAUAUUGCUUGAUGAUAUGUGGGAGCGACUCAAUCUCUUGGAGGUGGGGAUCCCUAAUUUGAGUAAUCAAACUAAGUCCAAAGUAGUACUCACUACCCGAUCUGAACGAGUAUGCGAUGAAAUGGAGGUUCAUAAGAGGAUGAAGGUAGAGUGUUUGACACGGGAUGAAGCGUUUUCUCUGUUUCGUGACAAGGUUGGUGAGAAUAUCCUGAAUUCACAUCCAGAUAUAAAAAGGCUUGCUAAGAUUGUUGUCCAGGAAUGCAAAGGAUUGCCGCUUGCCCUCAUUGUCAUCGGGCGAGCAAUGGCUAGUAGGAAAACUCCUCGAAAAUGGGAGCAAGCAAUACAAGUGCUGAAGAGUUACCCAGCAAAGUUUUCAGGUAUGGGAGAUCAAGUAUUUCCGAUUUUGAAAUUUAGUUACGAUCACUUGGACAAUGAUACCACCAAAUCAUGUUUCCUAUAUUGUUCGAUAUUCCCUGAAGACCAUGAAAUUUGGAAUGAAGACCUCAUAGAUCUUUGGAUCGGGGAGGGGUUUAUGGACAAAUUUGUCGAUAUCUAUGAAGCACGCAACCAAGGAGAGGAGAUUAUUAGAAGCUUAAAACUUGCAUGUCUCUUGGAAGGUGGUGUAUCGGAAAACACUUGUAAGAUGCAUGAUGUGAUCCGUGACAUGGCUCUAUGGUUAUCAUGUGAUUAUGGGGAAGAGAGACACAAAAGUUUUGUACUAGAUCAUGUUCAGUUGAUUGAAGCAUAUGAAACUGUGAAAUGGAAAGAAGCUCAACGGAUUUCACUAUGGCAUUCUAAUAUCAAUGAAGAACUCUCUCUAUCACCCUGUUUCCUCAAUCUCCGAACUUUGAUUUUGAGCUAUAGUAACAUGAAGUCACUUCCAAUUGGAUUCUUCCAAUUCAUGCCUGUCAUAAGAGUUUUGGAUUUGUCGUGCAAUGAAAAUUUAGUGGAGUUACCUUUGGAGAUUUUUAGAUUAGAGAGUUUGGAAUAUCUGAAUCUAUCAGAGACGGGUAUAAAAAAGAUGCCUAUAGAGCUGAAGAAUUUGACAAAACUGAGGUGUUUGAUAUUAGACCAUAUAAGGAAGCUUGAAGUAAUUCCACCAAACGUGAUAUCUUGCCUUUCAAAUUUGCAGAUGUUUAGGAUGCGAUCAUUGACAUUGAAAAGGAUAUUAAGGAAUAUGAGGAAGUUGGAGAGUUGCAGGAGUUGGAGUGCUUGCAAUACUUGA